This is a messenger RNA of Acanthamoeba castellanii str. Neff, 225 nucleotides long. RefSeq lists its product as uncharacterized. The record is from RefSeq and is a predicted model, not a curated record. The transcript has a single exon. NCBI's taxonomy places the organism in Eukaryota, Discosea, Longamoebia, Acanthamoebidae. Bases 1 to 225 code for a protein of 74 amino acids.
AUGCAGAGCGUGGAGGAGAUUGCCGCGUACUACGAAGCCAACCCGGGACCCGAGUGCCCGACCUGCCACUCGGCCGAGCGGGUGCUCUCCACCAUCGUGGGUCGCCCCUCGUCUAACCUGGUCGCCUACGCCGAGCGCCCCGACAGUCGCGUCCGGCUGGGUGGCUGCGUCAAGAAGCCCGGCAGCAACAAGUUCUAUUGCCGCUCUUGCAAUCUCGGGUUCUAA